AUGAAGUUGAGGAGGAAGACUAACUUGUGUGAGCAGUUGGAGGAGGAAGUAGGAGGGGCGAUAGUGGAGGCCGAAGUAGAGGAUGAGCAAGGGGAGGAGGGGGAACGAGUACAGAAUGGGCUGUCCUUCGUCACCCCUCCGCGCGCAAACCGAUCGAAAUGCGGAGUGCUCGGCGCGGCAGAGGCGCGCCAAGUUCUCGACAGCAAGCCCGUGGCGGAGUUUCGAUACGCGGACCUGAACGCCGUACCCGCGGACGUGUGGGUGCGCAUCGCAAAUAUGGUGGUGAAGAGAGGAGAGUGCUGCUGCUCGUGGCCUCUUGUGGCGUGCGCCAUCGCCAUGUCGUGCGUGCGACGUGCUCUAUUAGGCUACGACACGUCUCUCGUGUUCUAUGAAGAAUGCCAGUGCCCGCCCUCCGCCGUCUCCUUACCUCAACAAAUCCGCAGCUUCGCAUGGCUGUGCAACCAGCACCCAAGCCCCUCCCAAUUUAUUUACUCUCUCACUGAAGCGCCUCCCCGCCUUUUUUCCUCCCUCCUGCGCUCCUGCCUGUUCCCUUCCAUCUCCUCCAUCACCUCCCUCGAUCUCUACCUCUCCCGAAGCCUCCACUCCAAUCCACGCCUUCUCUUAUCCCUCUCGCAAGCUCCGCGUCUCGAGUCACUUCUCAUUACGCAUGGCGUUGCUUCGGACAGCGACCACGGCAUUCCACGGCUCCAUUGCAACGACGCAGUGCUGGUGGCCGAAAUGUGGGAGAUGAUUUCAGUCAUAGAGGAGAAGAAGCCGGGUGACACGGACAUACCAUUUCCCGUGCUGUCCCACCUCAGUCUCUCCCUCCCCGCCUGCUCGCCUCUCAUCCUCCGCUUUGUCUCGUGCCUCUCUGCCCAGCUUCAAUAUCUCUCACUCGGCGCUGCAGAUCAGUUCGCGGCUCAGGAGGGCAAGGAGGGUGCUGAAAGCGGUGACAACGCGGAAGGGCGGAGGGGGGGUGAAGGGGACAUGGACGAACGAAAUUUGUACUCGCUUCACCUCCCGCUAGCCACCAAUUCUCGCCACUCCCGCCUGCUCCUGCUCCCCACAUGCCCCGCGCACCUGACAUCCCUCUUCCUUCGCAGCGACCGACCCUCCCAUUGGCCGCUGCACGCGCCUCACCUCACCUCGCUUGAAUCCCUCUGCACCAACAUGCAGCCAGAGGAGGCUGCUUAUUUCCCUCCCGGUGUUAUAGCAACAGUGUAG
This is a messenger RNA of Closterium sp. Naga37s-1, 1224 nucleotides long. The record is from the annotation of a GenBank genome assembly. NCBI's taxonomy places the organism in Eukaryota, Viridiplantae, Streptophyta, Zygnematophyceae, Desmidiales, Closteriaceae.